This is a messenger RNA of Lacerta agilis (Sand lizard), 1457 nucleotides long. Its product is annotated as F-box only protein 44-like. Bases 90 to 893 code for a protein of 267 amino acids. The transcript has 6 exons. Gene Ontology annotation, biological process: glycoprotein catabolic process; SCF-dependent proteasomal ubiquitin-dependent protein catabolic process. NCBI's taxonomy places the organism in Eukaryota, Metazoa, Chordata, Lepidosauria, Squamata, Lacertidae. Gene Ontology annotation, cellular component: cytoplasm; SCF ubiquitin ligase complex. Gene Ontology annotation, molecular function: ubiquitin protein ligase activity; protein binding. The record is from RefSeq and is a predicted model, not a curated record.
CCUGGCGGUGGAGCGGGGCGGAGACCAGACUUCCUCUCGGGGGCGUUGGGCUUUCCACACCAGGCGGCUAAGACAUCAUCGAAAGGGAGAUGGCAGCGAACAUGCAAAAUUUGCCCGAAAACCUUCUGUUGGAUAUCUUGUCCCUGGUUCCAGCAAGCGACCUGAUUUGCAAUUGCCGGCUGAUCUGCUCUCAGUGGCGGGACUUGGUAGACCUGCCGGUUCUGUGGAAGCGCAAAUUCCAGAAAAGGGACAGCGACUCUUCUCCAAAGCCAUUGACUUUCUACAUUUUUUCCCGUCUAAAGAAGAAUUUAAUCAAGAACCCUGAUGGUCAAGAUGGCCUGGACUCCUGGGAAAUCCAUCCAGUUGCCGAGGGCCACUGGCAAAUUGAGGAAAUGUUCACAGGAGAGUCAAAAAGAUUCCGUUGGAAAAUCGACGAGCAUCAAAUCGUUUGGUUGGGGGAGAAUGAUGGAAAUGCUCCUGUUCAGGUCUACAAAUGCUUUGCUGCACGUAACGGGUCCUGCAGCAAGUCUCAGCUCAUCACCUUGAAGGAUGAAGGCUACUGGGAUGAACUGAUGGAUGAAGCCAGACCUAUAAUUUUCGUGAAGGACUGGUUUUCAGGUUUGCUUGAUUCACCCUAUAAACUGACCGUGAAGCUGUUGUCUGCAGACUCUGAAGUCCUUGAAGAAUAUCCAUAUAAAACAUAUGGUGUGACACGGUGGUUUCCGGUUUAUCACGCUAUUAACAACUACCCUCAAGGUGUCCGUCAUAUCCUCUUUGAACACAAAUGGCACAAGGAAGACGUGGUGACAACCUGUGCUGAAAUGAAGGUGUCACAAAGCAGCCUCACACUUCAUGCACCACCAACGCGAGAUUGGUAUGACGAUUAUACUUAGAUUACCCCGAUCCACCAGAGCAUUCCAGCAGCGAUGAAUCGCCUUAUGGGUUUUGUUACAGUGCAUCCAGUUUUCAUUGGUGGUACAACUGGUAAAAAGCCGCCCCCCCCCCCUUAGCGCCGUCAUACCUUCUCUCAUCUGCACAAAAUUUUGCACCCAGUUGUAACUUCGAUUUUGGGUGCUCUUUGCUUCUCUCAGCAGAUGCUCUGUUUCAACAUAUCUGUGAUCUAGAAGCAUGUCUGAAUAUGAAAACAAGGCAAGAGAUGGGCUGGCUGGGAGGCUGGUGAAAACCAACUCUUUUAUUUUUUAAGUGAGGUGGUUUUGGGAUAGCAAAGGGGUCUGCCCGCCCCGCCCCCCCAUUGCAUAGGGCACCUCACAACGAUGGGUGGCAACCUGAACUUCUUUUCUAUGGUUUAACCCUGCAGAUCAUGGCAUAGAUUGAUCUAAAAAGAGACCCCCUAUUUUAACCCUGUGUGUUGAACCAAAGGUGAAUGGUUCCAGAACCUCUGCUAAUGCCAUCUUAAAAUUGGGAAACACUUGCCUGCGAGUGCUUCACUUGGAAAU